Molecule: messenger RNA, 2913 nt
Organism: Bathycoccus prasinos
Lineage: Eukaryota; Viridiplantae; Chlorophyta; Mamiellophyceae; Mamiellales; Bathycoccaceae
Exons: 1
Coding region: 1-2913 (970 amino acids)
Source: RefSeq, a predicted model, not a curated record
AUGAGCAGCACGAGCGCGUCCUCCGAGGAAAGCGCGGGUGGUGGUGGUGGUCGUGGUCAUUACGGGGGUGCAAACAUAUCCUCCCCUGCGUCAGCGACGCCGUAUUAUUCUCACCAAUCGCAUAUUUUGCAGCACCAAGUCGGAGUUGACUUUCUCUCGUCGUUUCAGCUUCAGCAAACGCAGACGCAGCAAAACCCCGCGGCGCAACAAACGCGAGGGGAACAAUCUUCGACGAAACUUUCUUCUCCUUCUUCGCUCUCGUUGAGUGGUGGUCAAGGUGGUGGUUCCGGGCAGCAACACGCGCAGUCGUCAUCAUCGCCGCAACUGCAGCAACAACAGCAACAGAAGGCGACGACGACGACGACGCAACAACAGUCUCAACAAUUCUUUUCGCACGUGGUAGCCGCUGGGUGGUGCGCGCAAGCCGCGGAGAAUAAUCAAAUCAUGGGCGAGCUCGGGAUGCGAGCGUAUUUUAACCCGUACGGUAUCGCCUUGUCCGGGUGGGAUAUCGAUCAUCCUUCGCACGAAAGUCAAGAAAUAGAGCCUUCGAGGUUGAACGAGUUCGCUUCGAUCGAUGACGUGCACACGUCCUCGGAACAAGAAGGAGGAUAUAACAUGCGGUUCCACCCAGAUCCAGACGCGAGAGAGGCGUAUGGUGGAGCGAUGUCGCUGAGAGAACUGUCCGAUGCGAUCGAUUGGCACGACUGGAACUGCCGGGACGUGUCGCUCGCGGCGAAGGACCGGUCGUUUACGCCGCCGUAUUUAGGAUUGUUGAGAGGGUAUUUGAACGCGUAUUUCUUACGGUUAGUGGAAAUUGGAAGAGUCAUUCAGUGCUUUUCCGACGAAGGAAGAGCGGUGUUCGUAGCUUUCCACACCGGGUUGUUGACGAAGAAGGAGAAGAACGAGUUGUAUUGCGUGUUGCAAGCGAGAGAGGUUUUGGGAGGCGCGAGCGGUCAAACGCAGCGCUAUCAACAACAUCCGUACGAGCUCGUCGCGUUUGUGACGAAAGAUCGACUGAGAGAUCCAAACAUGCCGUGGAAUUACAUCGAGCCUUUGAUGCGCGCGCCAGAUCCGGCUAUCUUUUACGACGAUCCUUUAGAUUUGGUCUACGACGCGCACGCCGCGUUGGACGUGGACGCCUCUUUUUGGGAACAGUUGGACGAUUUAUCGUUGGUGAGUUCAUUUUUGCCGAAGAAUCUUUUGAACUCGCAGUAUUUGCGAAGAAUAUCGGCGAAAGAGGCGAUCAAUCGAGCCGAAAGAAUUUGCAAGUUGGAUCCGAAGCAAGCUGCUUUGACGUUUACGAGAUUAUACGGGCCUCGGCAACCGGGGGAGACGCGCAUGGUCCUUCCUUUGACAUUUAUCGAUCACGAAAGCUAUAACGCUUUGAGUAGCGAUGGUGAUAAAAGCGCGUCUUCGACAUCAAUUGUUCCUUCUUCUUCUUCCGGAACAUCUUCUCUUCAAAUUGGAAACUGCGCUUUGAUUUGUACGUUCAUGAAGUCAAAGCGCGGCGUGAAUCGCGCGUAUCGAGCCAUCGGCUUGCAAUCUUUAGAAAGCGCCUUCAUGGAAGCGCGGAUUAUCGGUUCUGUCGAUCAGCCAUGGUUACGUCGAGACGGCCCGAAAGCACCGUCAUCGCAACUGCAACGACCGAGAACGGCGACGGACGGGGCGGAAGAAUACAGCGCGCAAUUCGAAGCGACGUUGAAACAGUUGCAAGCCGUGCAAACUUCGCGCGCCGCCGCCGCCGUCGCGGUCACCGCCUCUUCGAAGCAUAAAAAGCGAGAUCAACGGCCAAUGUCUCCGGGGACACCAGAUGGGCAGCACAUUUCGUAUUCGUACAAGUAUGGCGCGAAGAGAUCUCCGGUAUCUCCGGUUGAGAUUGAAGAAGACGAAGAAGCGAGAAAAGAAAGAGAAGAAGAAGAAGAAGAGGAAGAGGAAGAGUAUGUCGCUCGAUCGAGCGAAAGAAGAGCGGAGAUGGCCUACGCGAAUGCGUUAGUUCCAGUUACUCCUGGAACUGGGAAACCACCUUUAUAUGGCACCGUGGUGGCGGCAGCGGCAAAGCAAGCGAAAAUGCACGAAUGGAUCGAGCCGCGCAGUGCGAUUAAGAAGCAACAGCAACAGCAAAAGAAACGCGCCGCGGCGACGGACGAGGAAGAUGUAAAGGUGAAGGGUAAGAAAACAUCAACCUCUCGCGUGGCCACCUCUGCCGCGACCGCUCCAUCGUCUGGAGGGUUUACAUACGAAGGGCCGAAAGUGAACAUUCCGAAUUUGCCCGAGAACGUCUUAGAUGAGGUCUACCAAGCCGCUGGUUUGGACGUAUCGUAUUCAGAUAUCAGAGACGUGAAGGAGAUGCCGGAGAAAGAUCGACUGGACUACCUGAAGCGCCAAAAGAACGCGCAUAAACUUGCGGAAGAGAUUGUUUUAAAAGAGUUAGCGCCGUUCGGAGAAAUUAUCGACGUUACCGUCAGGCCGACUAAACACGCGGCGGAUCAAAUGUAUGCGGUCGUGACGUUUAAGAAAUGGUACGAUCUCGAGGCCAAGGAGACCAUCGAGAGCGGCGGCUUAUUCACGGUUGAAAAUUUUUUCAACAACGAAGGAAAAAUUGUCAUGCGCAAGAGCGAACGAGAUUUUGGCGCGCCGGCGAAGAAGAAGAUUGAAAUUUCUCCCGCGGGUGCUGCAUUGGGUGAAUUUAUGGGUACUAAGAAGAUGCUCGACGCCGAUGAAGAUGUGCGACCGCCGGUGGAGCCCAGAUCGGGAUGGACGAAAACGAAGCACUCGAGUAUUUCUGGCCAGCGCUUGUAUCAAGGGAACUGUGGAAAAUGCGAAAAGACAUGCUUUGUGCCCUUCAUGCCAAUAGCUUCUAUGCCCAUUCCAAAGUGUUCGCAGUGCAUGAACGAAGAGAUGCGAAAGAAGUAA